Pelobates cultripes (western spadefoot toad) is the source of this 44274-nucleotide messenger RNA. The record is from the annotation of a GenBank genome assembly. Lineage: Eukaryota; Metazoa; Chordata; Amphibia; Anura; Pelobatidae.
GUACACAGCAGCCCUUCUUGCUAAAGUCAUACAGUAUAUGUAAGAGCUUUAAAUAACUUGGGAUCUGACACAGUAAAGUCAACUUCCUCUUCCUGUAUGUCAUGUAAGAAAACAGCAGAGCUCAGCACCGGGGGCUCCUGCCAACAGACAGAGCCAAGCCUGUGGCAUUAAGUUGCAGCCUGAGGUUGCUGUGAGUUGCAGUGUAGAGUUGGAGCUCCCUGAGCUGUAGGUGCCCGUGCUGGCUAGGAACCCUCCUUCCUCAGCCAGUGACGUACUUUAAAUCAGUCCCUUAGUCCCUUCUCCUCCCUAUCUGGGUGAAAGUAAAAAUAAAAAAGCUCUAGCCCUGUGAGAGUCAGAUGAGCCCAGCUCCAGGGAUCCUAUUAGUACCAGCAGACAGACAGAGCUCCUAUACAGAGCCUGGGGGUACAGAAAAAGCCCAUCUCACUGAUUGCUGCUAGCUCUUUCAUACCAGAUGUUCCCUGCCAUCCGACCCACGGUGCGAACCCGGAGACCGGUCUGAGGAUCACCUUGGAAAAGCAAUAAUCAGGUUUGUUCUUUAACUGAUGUAUUAAGUUUACUGUAUUGUACAAGGACACAGUCUACAAACAGCUAUAUUAUAUAUUGUACUAUGUCUGUGCAGGGCUGAUAGACUCUGCACAUAUACUGUCCUGGGUAAGUAGCGAUUUCAAUAACUUAUUGGUACAUAUGUAGGUACAGGAUUCAAUAAUAUGCUGUAAUACUAAAGGGAUGAUUUAUUACAUGGAAAAUGGCUAUUAAUCUGUAGGUGAAGAAUUGAUGGAUUUUGUGUAAUACUAUAUAGGUAUUGUUUACUGUGUAGGUAAAGAAUGAAUGUGCUGUAAUGUUAUAGGUAUGUUAUACUGUGUAGAUAAGGAAUAAAUAUGUUGUAAUGUUAUAGGUAUGUUUUAAUAUGUAGCUAAAGAAUGAAUGUGCUGUAAUGUUAUAGGUAUGUUUUAAUAUGUAGGUAAAGAAUGAAUGUGCUGUAAUGUUAUAGGUAUGUUUUAAUAUGUAGGUAAAGAAUGAAUGUGCUGUAAUGUUAUAGGUAUGUUAUAAUGUGUAGAUAAAGAAUGAAUGUGCUGUAAUACUAUAGAUAUGAUUUACUGUGUAGGAGAAUGAAUGUGCUGUAAUACUAUAGGUAUGUUAUACUGUGUAGGAGAAUAAAUGUGCUGUAAUACUAUAGGUAUGAUUUACUGUGUAGGAGAAUGAAUGUGCUAUAAUGUUAUAGGUAUGUUAUAAUGUGUAGAUAAAGAAUGAAUGUGCUGUAAUGUUAUAGGUAUGUUAUAAUGUGUAGAUAAAGAAUGAAUGUGCUGUAAUACUAUAGAUAUGAUUUACUGUGUAGGAGAAUGAAUGUGCUGUAAUACUAUAGGUAUGUUAUACUGUGUAGGAGAAUAAAUGUGCUGUAAUACUAUAGGUAUGAUUUACUGUGUAGGAGAAUGAAUGUGCUAUAAUGUUAUAGGUAUGUUAUAAUGUGUAGAUAAAGAAUGAAUGUGCUGUAAUGUUAUAGGUAUGUUAUAAUGUGUAGAUAAAGAAUGAAUGUGCUGUAAUGUUAUAGGUAUGUUAUAAUGUGUAGAUAAGGAAUAAAUAUGCUGUAAUGUUAUAGGUAUGUUAUAAUGUGUAGAUAAGGAAUAAAUAUGCUGUAAUGUUAUAGGUAUGUUAUAAUGUGUAGAUAAGGAAUAAAUAUGUUGUAAUGUUAUAGGUUUGUUUUAAUAUGUAGGUAAAGAAUGAAUGUGCUAUAAUGUUAUAGGUAUGUUUUAAUGUGUAGAUAAAGAAUGAAUGUGCUGUAAUGUUAUAGGUAUGUUUUAAUAUGUAGGUAAAGAAUGAAUGUGCUGUAAUGUUAUAGGUAUGUUAUAAUGUGUAGGUAAAGAAUGAAUGUGCUGUAAUGUUAUAGGUAUGUUAUAAUGUGUAGAUAAGGAAUAAAUAUGUUGUAAUGUUAUAGGUAUGUUUUAAUAUGUAGGUAAAGAAUGAAUGUGCUAUAAUGUUAUAGGUAUGUUGUAAUAUGAAGCUAAAGAAUGAAUGUGCUAUAAUGUUAUAGGUAUGUUUUAAUAUGUAGCUAAAGAAUGAAUGUGCUGUAAUGUUAUAGGUAUGUUUUAAUAUGUAGCUAAAGAAUGAAUGUGCUGUAAUGUUAUAGGUAUGUUUUAAUAUGUAGGUAAAGAAUGAAUGUGCUGUAAUGUUAUAGGUAUGUUAUAAUGUGUAGAUAAAGAAUGAAUGUGCUGUAAUACUAUAGGUAUGUUUUACUGUGUAGGAGAAUGAAUGUGCUGUAAUACUACAGGUAUGUUAUACUGUGUAGGAGAAUGAAUGUGCUGUAAUACUAUAGGUAUGAUUUACUGUGUAGGAGAAUGAAUGUGCUGUAAUACUAUAGGUAUGAUUUACUGUGUAGGAGAAUUAAUGUGCUGUAAUACUAUAGGUAUGUUUUACUGUGUAAGAGAAUGAAUGUGCUGUAAUACUAUAGGUAUGAUUUACUGUGUAGGUAAAGAAUGAAUGUGCUAUAAUGUUAUAGGUAUGUUUUAAUAUGUAGCUAAAGAAUGAAUGUGCUGUAAUGUUAUAGGUAUGUUUUAAUAUGUAGGUAAAGAAUGAAUGAAUGCUGUAAAACUAUAGGUAUUUUAUACUGUGUAUGAGAAGAAUGUGCUGUAAUACUAUAGGUAUGUUUUACUGUGUAGGAGAAUGAAUGUGCUGUAAUACUAUAGGUAUGUUAUACUGUGUAGGAGAAUGAAUGUGCUAUAAUACUAUUGGUAUGUUAUACUGUGUAGAUAAGGAAUAAAUAUGUUGUAAUGUUAUAGGUAUGUUUUAAUAUGUAGGUAAAGAAUGAAUGUGCUGUAAUGUUAUAGGUAUGUUAUAAUGUGUAGAUAAAGAAUGAAUGUGCUGUAAUACUAUAGUUAUUGUAUACUGUAUAGGAGAAUGAAUGUUCUGUAAUACUAUAGGUAUGAUUUACUGUGUAGGAGAAUGAAUGUGCUGUAAUACUAUAGGUAUGAUUUACUGUGUAGGAGAAUGAAUGUGCUGUAAUACUAUAGGUAUGAUUUACUGUGUAGGAGAAUGAAUGUGCUGUAAUGUUAUAGGUAUGUUAUAAUGUGUAGAUAAAGAAUGAAUGUGCUGUAAUACUAUAGUUAUUGUAUACUGUGUAGGAGAAUGAAUGUUCUGUAAUACUAUAGGUAUGAUUUACUGUGUAGGAGAAUGAAUGUGCUGUAAUACUAUAGGUAUGAUUUACUGUGUAGGAGAAUGAAUGUGCUGUAAUACUAUAGGUAUGAUUUACUGUGUAGGAGAAUGAAUGUGCUGUAAUACUAUAGGUAUGAUUUACUGUGUAGGAGAAUGAAUGUGCUGUAAUACUAUAGGUAUGUUAUACUGUGUAGGAGAAUGAAUGUGCUAUAAUACUAUCGGUAUGUUAUACUGUGUAGAUAUACUUUACUCUGUAGGUAGAGAAUGAAUGAAUAUGCUGUAAUACAAGUAUGCUUAUUUAUGAAGGUAAAGAAUGGAGCAUAAACAAUUAUGUAUGCUGAAUGUAUAUACUGUAUUGUGUAGGUACAUGAUGGACUGUACAGUAUACAAAAAUAUGGCUAAAUGUGAAUGAAUGCAUCGUGGUAAUAUUAAAGGACCACUUUAGUGCCAGGAAAACAUACUCGUUUUCCUGGCACUAUAGUGCCCUGAGGGUACCCCCACCCUCAGGGACCCCCUCCCGCCUGGCUCUGGAAGGGGGAAAGGGGUAAAAACUUACCUUUUUCCAGCGAAGGGCGGGGAGCUCUCCAAAUCCGAUCCUCCUUCUCUCCUCCCCGUCGGCUGCUUUCAAUGCUUUCCUAUGGACACUGGCGUGCUCUCACUGUGAUUUUCACAGUGAGAAGCACGCAAGUGCCUCUAGCGGCUGUCAAUGAGACAGCCGCUGGAGGCUUUGGGGGAAGGCUUAACCCAUUUAUAAACAUAGCAGUUUCUCUGAAACUGCUAUGUUUAUAAAAAAAAUGGGUUAACCCCAGCUGGACCUGGCACCCAGACCACUUCAUUAAGCUGAAGUGGUCUGGGUGCCUAGAGCGGUCCUUUAAGUUUAUGCUUGUAAAUAAGUAGCUUUGGUUAUUAACUACUAGAGAUACAGCAGUGUUGAUAUGUUAUUUAGCUCAAUGACAGCAAUACUUCAUUGCACAUUAUCUGUGAAGCAUAUUCACUAAACUCCAGAUUUUAGCAAAUUAGAUCCAAAUUGCAAAAUUCAGGCAAAAGUAGCUGAUGUGAAUACAUUUUCCAUCUCAGCUUAAAUGUCUUAGCCUCUAUGUUAUAAUUCUGAUUGUAUCUGUUACAUUGUGAAUGUUACUCUGAAUUUCUUAUAUUAUAAGGUUACAAGUCCAUUGUAUAUAUUUACAGGUAUAGCACAGGUAGCCCAUCAUGUCUAGCCAGCCUUUUGGAGGCCCUUUCAUACAGAGUCUUUUUGCACAUUAUCACAGGCACUAGAAGUUAAUGAAAUACACAUUUUAAUAUGAACCCUGAUCUUCUGAUUACUGAUAUUGAUAUUUAUUUAAACUAAGUAGUGAAUUGUAUUAAAUUGAACCAAACUGCAAAAUGUAGACCACAAUGGAGGCUUUGACUUGUAAACAAUUAUAAUAUCCCAUUCUUUCUGUUUGCAUUUGAAAAUGUUAUUAGUGAAAUAAAAAGCAUUACCCCUUCUCUGCUGCACUUUUUUGAUUGAUUUUUUUUUUUUGCACAACGUGUAUUUGAAGCAAGGGAUGCAUAGCUAGCAUAUAAACAUAUAAUAAUGCAGCAAUUUUGUGUAUCGAUUGCUUUGCAGACAAAAAUAUCAAAUAAAGUUAUGUAAAUUUGCCCUGAAAGUAUUACUAGGAAUUCAGCUUACUGAAAAUGGAAACAGAAUCUGAAAGGAAUGUCAUUAUUUUUGCUUAAUGCACACAUACAGUCAAAUCAUAUAUGCACAAAAUAAAUGUAUUUAAAACAGGUGUAGCAAUUUCUAUCACUCUCUGGAAAGUUAAUAUAAUGCUGACAGUGAAAUGGUAGAGUCCAUUCACUCCUCUCCCUUACCUGACUGUAGGAAUGAUAUGACCCAUUGAAACAGCCAUUCCUUUACUUUUUGGAAGCAGGGGAUAAGGUAGGUUACAUUUUCACCAAACUUGUAGGCAUUAUAUCAGUGGCUACUAGCAUAGAGAUGUGUUCCUCUGCAGUAGGUGUGGGCAACUUUCGGCACUCCAGAUGUUGGGGACUACAUCUCCCCUGAGGCUUUGCCAGCAUUAUGACUUGAAGGGCAUUACUGAAGAUAUAGUCCACAACAUCUGGAGUGCACUGCAGGCUGGUAAUCAUUCCUAGAGUAGACAUGAGGGUAAAUGGGUCUUUGUGAUCUGAUGGGGUUUUUAACUAAAAUCCUGUACCAAAUGGGGCAAAACCACCCAGCUGCAUAUUGGGCCAUUUGGACUGCAAGCUAUAACGCUAUUUACCAAUGUCUAGAUGUUGCAAUUCAGGCUGUCGCAUGGUUGAAAUAUGAACUAUUUGCCCGGUUGCAGCAGUAGCAGCCAAAAAGCAAACCAUUAAUCUUCAGCAAUAAGAAGGUUGCCAGCAGCCAAAGAAAAAAAAAAAAUAUCCUAUUGAGGUCAAUAAGAUCCCCAUAUUACUAUUAGGGCAGAUGGGGGCAUAACAGCUUAAUGUUUCAAACUAGUGACUGGGCAGCCAUUAAUAUGGCUCUGCAUUUUUUUUUUAAAUAUCUAUGUUUUGUGAAUCUUCCAAAACCUAUACUUUAAAUAGGAUUCGGAUACAAAGAACUGAUUUUAAUCUGAACACUGAAUGCAUCUGAGCGAUUGCUGCAGGAUCGUUCGGGCCGACCGAAUUCGGUAAUUUUCACUGGAUUUCAGUGAAUAACCCUGUGAAUUUCAUAUUACAAAAUACAAAUCUUAAUUGUAGAAAAUAAAACCGUUUCUACUCAAUUUUUUUUUUUUUUUUUGUACAUAAGAGUUUUUCACAUGUUUUAGAACUAUCACAUGUGGCUGAUCAUUGUAUCUCUCUAAAAUUGAUCUGAUGUAUGCUGGAUUUUAAAAGCCACAUUGUUAAUUUUAGAGAAUCAUUGUGAGGGCCGACUGCACAUUUUGAACACUUGCCUCACUGCUCCAAUCAAGAACCUCUACUGGCUGGCUGAGUUUUCACAGAAAAUGCAGUGUUUACAGUGCUGAGAUUUCAGGGACAAUGUACAUCAAAACAAAAAAUACUACAUGAAGCUGAAGUGGUUCUGGUGUUAAGUAAGUUUUUGUCCUAUCUCCACCCACUCAUAACCUUUAUACUGACCUAUUAAUGGGAUAAAACAAUGUAAAAAAAAUUUACCCCAUAGAGCUCCUUAUUUUUAUUUUAUAGGUCAACCUUUUCCAAAGAAAUAGGGGAGACUGUAACAUGCAAGCAUUGCUAUAGUAACGUGGACACCAAUCAUUUGAAGCCACUCCAAUAUGCAAACGGUCAAUGGUGUAUGACAGGCGAGUGACUAAGAAUAAAAUUUUUUUUUAAAAAUCAAGAAAACUAUACAAAAUGAGAACAAAAACAAAAAGAGAGAGGAAAGAAAUGUAUAAAAGAAAAUAAAAUAGAACUUAAACUAAAUGUAAAAAAGAAAAGGGUAAAAGCAUUCAAAUGGUAUUGAAUAAUAGUAGGGGAAACCUUAGCCUAAGCAGAAUGGUUUGAUAUGGUUUUUAACAUAAUCCAUUUACAUUAAAGGACCACUAUAGUCACCCAAACCACUUCAGCUCAAUGAAGUGGUCUGGGUGCCAGGUCCCCCAGGUUUUAACCCUUCAGAUGUAAACAUAGCAGGGUUAAUCCAGCCUCUAAUGGCUGUCUUCCUAGCCGCGCAUGCGCAUUCGGCUCCACUCAGGAGCUGACGUUGGAGGGGGAGGAGAGGUCACCAGCACCGAAGGAGCCCGGCACUGGAUAAAUGUAUGUGGCUGAAGGGGUUUCAAUCCCUUCAGCCCAGUGGGAGGGGGGCCACGAGGGUGGGGGGACCUAAGUAUUACAUAGUGCCAGGAAAACAAGUUUUUUUUUUUCUGGCACUAUAGUGGUCUUUUAAAACAGAAAAUAUUCAAUGGUUUUAUUAAGCGGCUGGAUUUUUUAAAUUUAUUUGAAUGUCAUACUAGUGGAAAUUUCGAGUUAUGUGGGUAUGUGUAAAUAUGUGCACAGUGUAUAUUUGAAUAUUUUAAGCAAGAAGGCUGUCAAACAGCUGUGGAAAUUACAGAUGGUUAAAGAGGUGUGAAAACUGCCACAAAACUGUUAAUAUUAGACAAAUUCCACCAUACUCAUAGUUUACAAUAAAUAAAUCUAUCUGUCCCUUGUCCUGUUCAUGUCACAGAUAUCUGAUAAAGGGGAAAGGGAAAUCUGUACUGUGGUGAAAAUUUCCGCCACUAUCUCUUGACUAUCUCUUGACUGCUAUUAUUUACGACCCUCACCGCCUUCCUCGCUAAUGAGAGUUUAUACCGGUAUAAUAUAUAUUUCUCCGAGUUGUUGGUUGUGGUAAAUUAUGCAAUGGUUCUGAGUGGAAUGUAAUAAAACAUGAGUAGCAGGGAAUUCCUAUUCUUCUUUAGAAAGAUGUAGCCAAGUGUUCUAUUAACGGAACACUUCAUGCACCAUAACCACUGCAGUUAAAUGGUGUACAGUUGCUUGUCUGGUAAUUUCACCAUAGAAAAUUUUUGUCUUUCAUUGCAGCGAUAUUGGUUCUUUCAACCUAAAAUAAAAGAUUAAAAAAACUAAUAGUGCAGAUCAAUAAAAUAAGCAAAUUGAUAUGUUGAUAUAGGAAUAAAACUCACAAGAAAGGAGUGGACACAAUCAGGCAUAGGGAGGAAGAAGGUGGAUCCUACAGAGCUUCCUUGAUCGAAAAUAAUCAUUAUUCAAAUUCAAAUAGGAGCAGAAUGAAAUGGUGUGAACAGAAUAGCUUUUUUGUGUCUUCCCCUCUUUUAAUUUGAAUUAUUUUGUAAGGUUUGUAUUUACUUUUGUAUUACACAGCCGUGUUACAAUGCUGCUGCACGCCCCAAGUACCGUAUUAAGGGUUAAUAAGUAUGCUACGGUUUGCAAAAAUACCCCUCUCUCUCUCAUUAGAGAUUUCACCUUUUAGCUGAAAAAUGCAAGAUCAUUUGUUAGUGUAGGAAUCACCCAAGAGUUUUUAUAAUGCCUUUUAUAUUGUAACAAUAAUGUCCUAUUGAUACUAGUAACUAGUGAAAAAUCUAUUCUCCAAGAGACACUGUAACUCACAAACACUCUUGUUUGUGAAAAAUGGCAAUGUUUGCAUUUAUCACUAAGGAUGCCUUUAGCUGCUGUAAAUCAAACUGUCCAUAACUGAACAUCUUGAUGUUAUGCAUCACCACCAUCACAACGCUGUGAAAUGCUUCUCAUACAGCACAUGAAAGUGUCCAAGUGCUUCUCUGUGAGAAGCAUUUGACAGACCCUAGAUCAUUGGUUAGGAUGCUGUGCAUGUCGAGAGUGGGAACAGUUGAUUUUAAUCUCUUUUUAUUUAAAAAUGUCCCAGUAACCUAAACAUGCAGAGGAACACACUAACAUUAUAAAUAAAUGUAUUUGUUUAUAAUAUUAGUGUUCAUUUAGUACCAAAUUAUACAGUAAAAACUAUAAUAAUUUUCCAUGAUAUAUUUAGUUACAGGCUGUGCAAUUUGCAUGGUUCAGUGAAUGGUCGAUUCAGGUGUCCAUCACAGGACAAGGAGCUUUAGCUUUGAAUGAGACGCUACUACACUCUGCAGCCUGAAAAAAGCAGGUAAAUAUCAUUUUUUCUUCUUCUUCAUAUUAACCUGCUUCUUUUUUCUUAUGCUUUCCACACCCACUCAAGGAGGGACACUUUUCUAAAUAUCAGUGUCCUAUCCCUAGGAAUGCUGGAAAAGUGUAUUGAGCGUUCACACAUGUGCAGAUGGAAGAUUACUUCACUUUGCAACAUCCUGACAGGGGGAGAAGAGCGUAAUCAUUGUAAUCAUGCAGAGUAGGCUCCGGCGUAGGGUUUCUCUCUCCUGCUGCAUAAUGGUGCCCUGUUUUUGUUUUUAUUAUUUGUCAUUAUUGGACUGGUCUGAAACGGAGAUUGGGAGAUGGAGGCUGAAGAAACUGCACUAGCUGAAAGGAGUGCCCAACAAUACCAUCUGAUAAAGUUGGUGCGUUUCUAAAGGUUUAUGACCUACAUUUCAAUGUCUUUAUUGCUUUGCUGUGGCCUGUAUAUUUGUUUAAAAGUGUUUGCUUGCUGGUUUAAACAAAAAAAAUUAUUGUCAAGCGAUGCAUGUCUUUUUAAUGAUAAACGGGAAAGGGAGGCAUUUACUGAACAGAUCUUCUCAUCAGCAUCCCGCAAAACCACAUGUUUAAUAGUAACCACGACCGUGAUAAUAUUAUCUGAUAAACUGUCUUUUUUCAUCUAAGUCUAGAUUGUCAUCGGUUGCCAUUGUGGACAUUGAUGUAGCAUAGGUGGGCAAAGGUUAAAUCAGUGUGUAGGUAGGUCACCUUUGACAACACAGAGAGACAGCAUGGGCGCUCUGCUAGCAUUUGGAUGACCAAUUUCAUAAGGUCUGUGUUUCUUAACCACCGAGAAAAACGUUCAAAUCUUGUCAGCAGGAAGCUGCUUUGGUCAUAGCUAUAAAUAUGAUUGUAUAUGUUUCCUGUGCUUGCAAUCCAUAGUAUACAGGAUGUGAAUUCUGCAGGAGGUAGAUAUGAAUGUACACAGCACAGUUUACGACAGGUAUGUCUAACCUCAGAGCUACAAACAUUUGUAAAUGUCAGUUCCCACAAAGGCUGCCUUAGCAUUGUGAGACUUGCAGUUUAAAUGUCGCUGUAUUGCUGAGAUGAGCCAGUAACAGUUUAGUGAAUGUGCUAACCAGGGCCAGAUUAAGAGCCCAGUGGGCCUGGUGCUGACAAAUAUGAGGGGCCUAAUUACAGAAUCUUAUCGACCAAAAACACUAAAACAGUCAUACCUCUCAAGCGUUAUGUAUCUGGUGGAGAUGGUGCCAGAGGGAAACUCAUAGGAUGCAGCUAUAAGAAAAUGCAGAUUUUCUUAAAAUAUGCUAAUCUCUCUCUAAUUAAUGCUUUCAUCUUUCAAGUAAAUCCAUUCCCCCUAACAGCAGUGUCCAGUGAAGCAGGAAGUCAAUGGGCGGUGUAAAAGGGUGGGCUACUGACACGAAUCACGUGACCAGAACUGCCAAAAGGAGCAACAGUGCCCAAAAAGGGGGCAUGUCUGCCCAAAGAAUUGGAAGGCCAGCCUGGCAUCAGUGUCCCUAUGUAUCACAGUGUCAGUGUCCCCAUGUCACUCAGUCCACUAGUCUCCAGGUGUCUGUGUCCUCAUUGCUCCCAGUGUCCCCAUGUCUCAGUGUGUCCUGUGUCACUAGGAUACUCAGGGACACUGAGAGACAUGGGGACACAGUGAGACAUGGGGACACAGUGAGACACUUGGGGACACUGGGAGACAUGGAGACAUGGGGACACAGACAUUUGGGGACACUAAGAUACUAGGGACACUGAGAAACAUGGGAACACAGACACUGGGAGACUAGAGGACACUGGGAGACAUGGGGAGACUGAGACACUAGGGACACUGGCUGGGAGGCAUGGGAACACAGACACUUGGGGACACUGGGAGACUUGGGGACACUGAAACAUUUGGGGGCAUUGGGACACUAGGGAUACUGAAAGACAUGGGGACACUGACACACUGGCUAGGAGACAUGGGGACACUGGGAGACAUGGGGGCACUGGGAGCUAUGGGGACACUGAGAGACAUGGGAACACAGACACUGGGAGACUAUAGGACACUGGGAGCCAUGGGGACACUGAGACACUAGGGACACUGGCUGGGAGACAUGGGGACACUGGAAGACAUGGAGACACUGUGUCAUUAGUGUCUCCGUGUUCCAAUGUGUCUCUCAAUGUCCCUAUGUCUCCCAGUGUCCCCUAGUGUCUCAGUGUCCCAAUGUCUCCCUGCAGCCUUUCCCCUCAUCCCUCACUUCCCUAUGCUGUAGGCUGUCUCUGCAGGUUGGGAGCUGCUGUCUGAACUCUCUGUGCUGUGUAGCUGCUCCCCCGUGGAUCAGUGAGUAGAGAGAGGCAGGGAGGGAGAUGCUGUAACUUCAUAUCCCUGCCUCUCUCCACACACGCAGUGACCCCUACUGGCCGGCGCUGAUAUUGCAGAGUAAUCUCUGUUUAUACUGAGAAAAAUAUCUGCAUUUGUAUUGCCGGUAUUACUGCAAUACCGGCACGGCCAGGCAGCCUCUAAUACCAUCUGUGCCAGUAAAAUACCAGUCAGAUGGCAAACCUAAGAGUAGAGUGUUAAAAAAAAAAAUGUACAAAAAAAAAAGGUUUUUUUUUUUUGUUUUUUUUAAAUGGGCCUGGGCCUGGAGCUGCAGCUCUAUCAGCCCCUAUGUUAAUCCGGCCCUGGUGCUAACGCUGUAAAAUGUGUUAACCUUAACCGUAUUAAGUAUCUUAAGUGAUACCCAGCACAGUGAUAUAGUGAAACAUAUACAAAGUUAAGAGCUAAAAGAAAUAUGCUGUGUUUUAGUGUGCCAAGAAAACAUGCAACAACAAAAAGGAGGGGGGUGAGAGGAAAUGAUAAUGAAUUUUUGGUGGUUUGUGUUUCUGGAAUAUUCCCGUGAAGUUAUUUGGAAACUAAAAUAACAAAAGAAAACCAUUUUCUGCUUAAUUGCCCGAGCUGGAUCUUUGAGAAGGAAAAAAAAUAAGACAAGAUGAGAUCCCGGUCGUUUAAAGUUUACCUUAAAUUAGAGGUUUUUAAUAUUUAAAUGAUUUAAUAAUUUCAAUGUGAAAUUGCAAUAUGACCACAAAAAUGUGUGCAUUAAUUAAUUAUUGAAUAUGCGAUGAAUCAUUAUAUUUAAUAUUAUAUUUUAUUAGUAAUAUUUACGUAUCACAGUGAGUUUAUUGCCUCAACUAUUGCAUUUACAUUUUUUAAUAUGUUAGUACUUGGAAUUAACGUGGAGCUAAGUUCCAUUGUAGUUACCUGGUAGGAGUAGGUGUUAUUAUUAGAUGAUGUUAUAUAAUAUUGUCAGAGUACACCUUUGCAGGAGACACUAUUCACUCUGUCUAUUGAGGCUGCUCCUUGUUACGCCAUUCUCCUGUUUGCAUUGCACUAACAGUAUCAUGGUGGGUAGAAGUGGGCUUCCCUUCGAUUACACAUGGCAUCAUUGCAAUCACCAAACAUCUCAAAGUGACGCAUAAGUCAAACGAAGCCACAGACCUCCUUAGAUGACACGUUUAUUGCACAAGUGACUGGAGGAGGGUCUUUAUUAUCAGCGAGAGGGGAGCACCCUGAUGACAUGGGCAAUUACAGUGUGCCCAUAACGGCAUGGCAUGGCCUAUUUUAACUAUUAAAGUGGCUCUGUCACUCUCUGGGAUCACCUUCUGGGGAUAUAUAGCAAAAACUCCAAUGGGGAUAAGAAAGACCCUGUAGGCUCUCCCUGAACAAGGGACCAUAUUGUUUUUUUGUUCAAAGAAACCAAUGUUUUUUUCAAGCAUAGCUUUGCUGGUAGUCAUUUUGGCGUUUACUCUAAACUUGUAUCUCAUGAUAUGAUAUAAAUUAUGCAAUUGUCACAGCAUAGAUCUUUUUUUUAAAUGUAUGCCUUAUUGCAAUAUUCUUGUCUUAAUUCUCUGGAUUAUAUCCUUUGCACCUUUGCCUGGAUUUGGCCUGGGGCUUGGGCGGGUGUCACCCCUUAAUACGUCCUCUCUCUAUUCCUGGUUAAUUAUGUUUACAGAAGUGGUGCAUUCUGACGCAUACUGGACUAUAUACCUCUGCAGCUGAGUUUUAGGAUUCAUGGCUGUUUUGCCAUAAUUUUUCCUGGAUAUAUAGAGCCCUCCGCUGAAUGGGCAAUUAUAGACAUUAUAAGGGUUACUAAAGUGAAUUCAAAGCAAAUUUCUAAGUCAAGGUACUGAACUGGAUACGUUCGCUAACUCAGUUCGGCUACUUUGGCCUUAAAUUUAAAAUUUACUUCGAAUUCACUUUGAAUUCUCACUUUAGCAAAUAAUCCUGUAAGAGUUUCACUGAUUAACUAACAACUACAGUACAGGCUGUAGUGGUCUCAGAGAUACAAAUGAUUAACAAUUGUAACCCUAAAAGAGAUUUUUAAUGUUUGUUUUUUCAUAACUGCUUUAUAGAAAUGUAGAAUGUUACGGCAGAUAAGAGCCAUUCGGCCCAUCUAGUCUGCCCAAUUUUCUUAAUACUUGCAAUCUCAAAAUAAACUGUAAUAUUAAUGUCUUUUUCCUUCAGAACACCACCAUGGCCUGUGAGGAGAUCUCUAGUUUUCCUGCAACAAUCACGAGGCAGGGUUCUAGCGCAGGUUCAUCUCUGGAUUUCGAGCCUAAGCAGGAAUACCAAUUUGUUGAAAAGUUGCAAGACCGAUAUAAGUGUGCAAGAUGCCAUUUGGUUCUUCACAAUCCUCACCAAACGGGAUGUGGUCACAGGUUUUGUGAGCAAUGUGUCUUGGGUUUGAGGUGGGAUUUCACAGAUCUGUUACUUCUAAUUCCUAAUCCCAACAUCAUUCUCUGUUACCAAACAUUCUGUACUGAAUAACCCUACAACACCUUCUUUUAAUUCCUAAUCCCAACAUCAUUCUCUGUUACCAAACAUUCUGUACUGAAUAACCCUACAACACCUUCUUUUAAUUCCUAAUCCCAACAUCAUUCUCUGUUACCAAACAUUCUGUACUGAAUAACCCUACAACACCUUCUUUUAAUUCCUAAUCCCAACAUCAUUCUCUGUUACCAAAUAUUCUGUACAGAAUAACGCUACAACUGUUUCUUCUAAUUCCUAUUCCCAACAUCAUUCUCUGUUACCAAACAUUCUUGAUUGAAUAACCCUACAACUGUUUCUUCUAAUUCCUAAUCCCAACAUCAUUCUCUGUUACCAAACAUUCUGGACUGAAUAUACAACAUACCAGCAGGUAAAAUUGAUUGAAUAAACCUCACAUUGGGCUAUCCUCAGUGCUUUCAUUAGGCGAUAAUGGUUUCAGUAUUCUGGACAUCAAAGGAACUUUCUAUUGAUUUUUUUUCUUCAUUUCAGUAUAUAGGAAAGGGUUAGCAAUGUCACCACACCUGGCUGGGGAAUACACAAAUCAGAGGCUUCUUAUUGCUGGAGCUGUCAGUGUGCAUGCAAUGUUCAGCUUUCCUAUGAAUCUCAAUUGGCUGUCCUACAGCGCCUUGACAAGGGGGGGAGGCAGGUGCACACUAGCCUAGCACACCUGCCACUUCCUGUAGCUCCGUAGGGCUGACGGAAUCAUAAGGAAAUCUCCCGGCUGUUUGAUUGACAGAUUUCUGUUGAAAUCUGAACUUUUAUAAACUGUUACAAACAUGACACAUGAAGCACUUCUGCAAGCCAGAGUGUCCCUUUGAGGUUCUCCUGGUCUAUUAUACCAGUGGCUCCAAAACCACAAAACCAAGGUUCAUGCAUCCUCAGUGGUCUAUGUAUAAUCAAGAUCUCUUGUGAAUCACUAAAUCCUGAGCAAAAGACACACAUAUGAUUGUUUAAUAUUAUGUGAAAGAGACAUUUUAUUACUCAACUUUAUUACUGUAUUUACUUGAAUCUAGUGCUCCCCCUUAUUGGCAAAAUAAAGUCUCCAAAAUUUGAAUGUGCAUUAGAUUCUAGUUAGAUUUCUAACAAAAAGGAAAGCACAUUACAAUAAAUACAAACCGUGCAUGCGUACUACUGUCUCUUCCUUACCUAGUUGCUCCUCACUUUACAACAUGAUCGGAUAAUGACCGCUUGGAGAUAUGACGGGCAUACAACAUACAUUUGCACGGGCGAAAUUUGCAUUGCUGCGUCAGGGAUGCAUGACUUGGAUUCUGUGCUGUACCUCGUAGCUCGCACCAGUAGUAUCAUCUUGUACAAAUGCGCAUUAGAUUAGCAAGUGAACAUAUUAUUAUUCAGAUUACACUAUGUGCUUUUUUAUGUUUAUUUCAUACAGGAAAUUAAACAUUGUUGUUAUUACCAAGUGAUAUAUAAAAAGGUAAAAAGAACUCUCGUGGGCGCUGAUCACCUUACCUUUUACGUAUCAUAUUUGAAGUGUAUUGGAGUUGACAAUACACUUGGGUGAUUUUUUUCUAGCAGCAUCUAGUUGAUAUUUUCUUAGCGCCACUUAUUCCUUCUCAGGUUUUAUCUUGUUUGAAAGCAUUUUUCAGUUUCUAGGUUUUAAAAUUUGGGUCUGGUCUCUUAAAUAGGGAGUAACACUACUUGAUACUUUUGUGUUUCAUUUUUUUUACAUGCAAAAUAUCAUGAUUUAAUUCCACUUCUUUAAGAUCUACUUAAAAAAAAAAAAAAGUCUUGAUCUAGCUGUAGUUUUUUGCCAGAAAAAAAAAAAGAAAACACAAAUAUUGGGCUGGGAGAGAGAAACUUCAUAAAUAGACAUAAAUAGAUAUUAGAACAAAAUAGCCACCUAUAAAACACCAGUUUUACCUGAAGGGGUAUAUGCUAGUGCUGGAGGGUCUUAUAGGCAUGGUCCUAUGCUAUUCUAGAAAGUCUAAGGGUUUGUUACAGCUUGUGAAAUGAUUUCAAAAUAUUCUCUAAACAGCAAGUAAUUCAAUUUGUUUUCUACAGAAAGCUUCCAAUUGCUGUUGGAACAUCCUCACAUCAAGCAUUUGAACCACCAGUGAUCAGUCUUAGUGCAGAUCAAUGAUUCCGUGUGCAUGUUAGCUUUAGCAUCAUGACGAUGCAUUGCACCUACAGCUUCCUGGCUUGGGUUGUGUAAAGGUUACUAUACAUGGGUGUCUGUGUGUACGUUAACUGUGCAAAGACUAUUAUUCUACUGUCUGUGACACAAGACUGUCACCUUUUCAUAGUAAAAUAUGCAUAGCAACACAUCAGUGUAGUGGUUAUGGUGCUUGGAGUGUUCUUUUAAGUGGUAAACAGCGUGUAGGAUAUUUAAUACAUAUCAAAUUCCAAAUUAAUGUGCACUUUCCAUUUGUUUUUGUUUUUUUGUGUAGUGAACUAUAUGAAACACCAGAGUGCCCGAUUGAUAAGGAAAUCAUUAAUCCAAAGGAGGUAAAAUAAACUAAAUAUCCCUCCGUACUUUAUCAUUUGUAUAUUUGGCCAUUACAGCUGGGGGUUUACCACGCUGUAUACUGCAGUGGUUAUGGUGGCAGGAGUGCCCUGGUGCCUUCCCAUUGUAAGCAGUAAAACCGUUUUAGAACAGUUUCACUUUUCAUCUGCUGUCCGCCAGACGCCUCUCCAUGACGUCUCUACAGCCUUCAGUAGAGCCAAAUCCUCUGUAUCUGAGCUAAGUCCAGCAGUGCAGGGCUUGCUUUAUUGGUUUAGUAUGAUCAGAUGACGCUCUCAGCCAAUGUUGCGUUGCCGGGCUUAGCUCAGGAGAGCCAGGUAAGUUAAACUGUUCAAAUAUAAAUGGGGGAGGGGGCAGUAGGAUGAUCCUGGCACCAUAACUGCUUCAGCACACUAUAGUGGUUAUGGUACUUGGGGUUUUCCUUUCAAUAGGGUUAUUGCUGUCAAUUAGCAAUAUUUUCUUGAACUUCGUAGGGCCUUUGGCAGAGAAGCACCUGCCCAGAUUAGCCAAUGAGUCGACUGCCUUGGUAGUAGUAAACUUAGUUAUUCAAAUUUAUGUUGGGAAUUCAAAAAUGAAUUUCAAAAUUUUAUUGAUAUUAUUUAUUUUCUUUACUACAUUUAGAAUUUGAAUCUUUAGCUCAAAGUUAACAAAUUGCAAUAAUUAUCCAAUCUGCCGUGUUCUAAGUUUGGCUAUUUUGGCAUAAUUUAAAAUUCGCUUUGAAUUCCCAACAUUUCACACUGCAAUGAAUAAAUCUGAUUUUGUGUCUGGGAAUUGCCAUCUCUCUCUUCAGUAAAUAGACCUAACAAACUGUUGACUGAACUUUGCUCACGUUAUGCUAGAGUUCACCAACUCCGGUUAGUAGUGAUAGGAGACACUACAAAAUCAGAACCUCUGUUACUGUUUCAUCUCAUUAAUGUAAUUAUAGUAUCUGGAGUCCCCUGGUGCCGGCCUUCCAUUCAGCGCUAAACAAUUUUUAAUGUUUUAUUGCUAAAAGAGAGUCUUCUGAAGUCGGUCCACACUGUGAUGGUUGGGUGUAUAAGGAAACAUUAGCCUAAGCUGCAGUAGAUGGCUGUGAUGGCUGAGAGCGUCAGCUGACUGCUUUCAUUCUAUCACAGCGCCAAUUACUGCUGUGAAUUGGUAUGGCUAGAAGGAAGUGUGUGAUCCAUUUUUCCUAGCCAUACCUCCAGUAGGGGGCAUGUUUGGCCAGGGACCUGUAAACUGCUUGAAAAUAGUUUAUCAGGAGUGAAUGGAGUGAACAUGUUAGGGAAAUCCAAGCACUAUAACCAAUUCAAUGAGAUGUUGCAGUUACAGUGUCUACAAUGUCCCUUUAAUAUAGGCACAUAAAUUAGUAAUCAAAAAAUGGGUUUUAUUUCCAUUUAACAAAAUAUUCAGCUUCCUGCUUGGUAUUCUACUCUAAAGCAGCCACACUUACCUUAAUGUGCAAAUACAUUCUCAGGUUUUCAAAGACAAUUGCUGUAAAAGAGAAGUUCUAAAUCUACAAGUCUUUUGCAAGAACACACCUGAUUGUGAUGUGAAUGUAACACUGGGAAGAUACCAGGUAUGGAAGAGUGUGCCAAUCACAAUAAUUAUUAUUAUUUAUAUUGCACCAACAAAUUCCACAGCGCUGUACAAUGGGUGGACGUACAGACACGUAUUUGUAACCAGACAAGUUUGACGCAUAGGAACAGAGAGAUUGGGGGCCCUGCUCGAUGAGCUAACAUGCUAGAGGGAGUGGGGUAUAGUGACACAAAAGGUAAGGGUAGAGUAGAAAAGUAGAUUUCUAGGAUAGUAUUCACUGAGGGCUUAGUGUUUUGGUGACAGUUGCAGGAGAGGAAUCGGGGUGCAAGGUUUCAAAGAUUUCAAGAAGUAAGUUUUCAAAGAUUUUUUAAAGGAGUGGAGAUUGGGUGAACGUCUAACAGAGAGGGGAAGGGCGUUCCAUAGGAAUUGUGCAGCCCUAGAGAAGUCUUUAAGGCGAGCAUUAUAAGUAGGAGUACGAACAGACGCUAGACGUAGGUCUCCGGCAGUAGCGUAGGGGCCUAGACGGGACAUAUUUGUGUAUUAAUGAGGAUAGGUAGGUUGGGGCAGCAUUGUGUAGAAAUUUGUAAACAAGUACCACGAUCUUAAAUUGAGCCCUGCAUCUUACGGAAAGCUGACAGAGAGGGUAGGUGUGGGAGGUGCGGGCGGACAGGAACGAUUCUCUCACAAUAUUAAUACAGUUUGUUUUUUUCCACAUCACAGACAUAUUUUUCAAGUGGAUAAACUCAUGAAACCUCUCUGAUACAAUACAUAAAACAGUUUCUACUACAUAUUUACAGUUAGUUUAAUGUGUCCCACAGGACUGAACAAGAGCUUUCUGCCGAUUAAGUAAAUGAUUAUAACUCAUUUUGUUUGGUAAGGCUAUAAGGUCAGAUUCUGUGGGCCUGGCCAUAAUAAAAUAAUGAUCUCAUAGAAUUUUGACUAGGGAGCUAUCCAGCCUACGCAGGUCCAUUAAAACCCUCACCAAACCCCAAAACUUGGUUGGAGUAAAUGAAAUAUGGAAGAAAAGAGCUAGCUCACAGCUAAUAGUAAUAACAUCAGUUGUACAUCUUGUUUCAUCCUAUAUAAAGCCCCUAAAAAUAUAUUACAACUCAUACUUUAUCUUUCAUUAUUCCAGUUUCACUUUGGUGCAGAAGGGGUUUUAUGGGAGAGGUCCACUUUCAGUGAGGUUAUUAGUCUUUGUUAUCUAUACAAUACAGAAUUUUUUUUUUUUUUUUUAGAAAUGAAUGAUUGUAGUGAUUUGCUUGUCUGUAAUUUUGUGAGUAUGUGUAUAUAUUUGCGUGUAUGGUUUCCCUAAAAGAAGAAGAAAGCAGAACCUGUGAGUAUAAGUGGAUAUUAUUAUACUUUGUAUACACAGGAUCAUCUUGCCCAGUGCAUGUACGAGCCCAUCCAAUGCAUCAACGUAGGAUGCCAUGACACAAUGCCUCGAAGGGAUUUAAAGGACCAUCUAGACACGCAAUGUAAAUUAAGAGAGGAACUGUGCACAUACUGCAAGCAAAGCAUGGCAUCUGUGAACCUGAAGGUAAAACCAAGAUACAAACAGAUACAUUAUAAUCAUUGCAAAAAUGUCUUCACGUUCUUACACAUACAAAAAGGCAACUUUCCAUGAAGGAGAUCUGUGGUUUCAUUGUAAGUCACUCUAGUUAUUAGAGGUGAAACAUCAAUGUAACCAAUGCCGGGCAUUUUACUGCUGAUAGCAGUUAGAAACACAAAAAAAUAUAUACCGUAUUUAUCGGCGUAUAACACGCACCGGCGUAUAACACGCACCUCAUUUUAAGAAGGAAAUUUCAGGGAAAAAAAACUUAAAGGACCACUAUAGUGCCAGGAAAACGGUAUGUUUUCCUGCAGCACUGCCAAAUUUCCUUCUUAAAAUGAGGUGCGUGACCUACCCUCGGACCCCCUCGCCGGGCUCUGGAGAGAGGAAGGGGUUAAACACUUACCUUUCUCCAGCGCCGGGCAGGGAAACUGUACUCCUCCUCUCCUCCUUGCUGGCGGCGUCAUCGGCUGAAUGCACCGCAGCGGCAGGAGCAGCGCGCGCAUUCAGCCGAUGCGCCAGGGAAAGCAUUUACAAUGCUUUCUAUGGGCAGCUUUAGAUGCUUUCUCUCACUGUGAUUUUCACGGUGAGAAGCAUAGCGCCUCUGCACUGGCUUUGUCAAUGAGACGGCCACUGAAACUUUCUGGAGGCUUCUGGAUUAACCCUCAGUAUAAACAUAGCAGUUUCUCUGAAACUGCUAUGUUUAUAUAUUAAAAAAAAAAAAAAAAAGUUAAUCCUAGAGGGACCUGGCACCCAGACCAAUUCAUAAAGCUGAAGUGGUCUGGGUGCCUAGAGUGGUCCUUUUAAAUUUCAAAUAAAGAACUUCUUACUUCCCCUUCCCCCUCUUACCCCUUCUUACUCCCCCUCCCCCUCUUCUUACUUCCCCCUCUUACCCCUUUCUUACCCCCCUCCCCUCCCCCCUCUUCUUGCCCCCCCUCCCCUCUUGCCCUUUCUUACUCCCCCCCUCUUCUUACCCCCCCCCCUCACCUCUUGUUACCCCCCUCCCUCUUCUUAGCCCCCCUCUCCUCUUCUUACCCCCCCCUCCCCUUCUUACCCCCACCUCCCUGUCUUUCCCCCCUCUCUUACUCCCCACUCCCCCCUCUCUUACUCCCCACUCCCCUGUAGCGUGGCCGAGCUGCUCUGCAGUCCGCGGUGGCCGGCCGGAGUGAUAGGAAGGAGCACGCUCAGUGUGCACUUUCCUGUCAGUCCAACCGGGUACAGGAAACAGAAACUCCUGUUCCGCGCGGAACAGGAGUUUCUGUUUCCUGUACCCGGUCGGACUGACAGGAAGGUGCACACUGAGCGUGCACCUUCCUAUCAGUCCGGCCGGCCACCGCGGACAGCAGAGCGGCUCGGCCACGCUACAGGGGAGGUGAGUACCAACUGCAGCUGCCUGAGCGCUCUUGACAGAGCGCUCAGGCGGCUGCAGUAUUUAAAGGGCCGGCGUAUAACACGCACCCACAAUUUCUCCCCUGUUUUCAGGGAGAAAAAGUGCGUGUUAUACGCCGAUAAAUAUGGUAUAUAUCCACAAUGUGGUGUAGAGAGAAAAACUACUGUUGGACUUUGGGAAGAAGCUCAGAGAAAUCAUGCUUCCACAACUAUCCCAGAAUUCCUAGCUUGACAUGCAAAUGAGCACAGACAGACCUUGUGUUUCAGACUUAACCCUGCAUAUCAGCAGGUACCCUUAGCGACUGACGCUGUUUUAAACACACACAAACACAGCUUUUUUUAAACCAUAGCAUGGGUUUUGAUCCAAAAGAACCAGUGGCUAAAUAUUCAAGUAAUGCGCAUUUAUCUAUACAGUAACAGUAAUGGUAGUAGUGUGUAUAUCGCUAUAUCUAAGCAUCUCUGCAAAUUACUCUGCUGUUUGGCGGUAUGGGUGUAGUGUUUAGAGAAGGCCUAGUUUUAAUUUUAUAAAUUUUGAGCGCCUCUGAAUGUAAUAUUAGACAUGUUCGGUAAUAUUCCUGGGGUGUAUGUAUUGAUUUACAGUAUCGGCCAGCAUGUCUUGCUAACUCUAUAUGUUGUAGCUUUGGCUGUUAGAAGACAGCACGGUUGAAAUACAUAUAUCCGUUUACUUUCUGUAACUUCGUCCAACUUUUUAUUUCGCUCAUCAUUUCUCAUUUAGAUUGUAUUCUCAAGAGCCAUCUCACAAUGUAAAUAGAGAUACAUAGAAUUUAUUAUAUCUAUGUUAAUGUGGAAAUGCAAUACUGCUAUGACUAUAUCAGAAUAGGAAGCUAGAUUCUAGUUACCCAGCAGGUAAGUGUGUAACCAUUCAAAAUGGUUUGACUACUUUCCUUAGAUGGCAAGUUGGCAGCAGGGUGUCCUGGAUCUUUAAGUAGCACAGCUGUAUCUAGUUUUAUUGUGGUUAAACGGCAUGUUUCAUGUAACAGUUUCUCAGCUCUGCAGAAAAUAUCGACUUUAUAAACAAAACUGAUGUUAAUAUGUUUUACUGCAGUUAUAAUGUGCUGGAAGCAUAAUCGGCUUAUUUUCCUUGCAAACAUAUUUGAUUUUUUUUUAAAAAAAAUUUCUCCCCCAGAUUCACGUUAAACAGUUUUGCCCUAUGUACCCAGUUGCAUGUCCUAACAACUGCCUUCAGGCAUGUCCGAGGGAUAAGGUAACCUUUGCUUUACAUAUUUUUCUCAGUAGAAUAUGUGAUUAGUUUAUGCUAAAAACUGAAUUCGAUUUUUAGCUUUUUUUCAUACCAGAGACUGAAUUAGACUUUCGAUCUGUUUUAAACUGACUCCGCCCUUUACCCAAAAAUUAGCAAUUAACACUUUUUUUUGAUGUUGUCAAUAAUUACAGCUUGAAGAUCACCUCUCUCUGUGUCCCGAAGCUGAACAAGAUUGUUCGUUUGCAAACUAUGGCUGUAAUGUCAAGGUAUUUUAUACAUUACUUCACUACAAUUGGUGAAUUGGUAGCAAUGAGGCUUUUCGGUGGAAAGGACAAUAGUAUGAAACAGCUAGAGUGUUACAUUCAGGGCUACAAUGUUAAUCACACACAACAGAUUAAAAGUCUCAGCCAGACUGUAACAAUGUAGCUGCUGUCUCACUGAAAUGGAAAGAUCUGUUAAAGGGGCUCUGCCAUCUUUUGCAAAGAUCCCUGAUGGUGACAUUGCACAUGAUUUGCGGUGGCUUGCGAGUGCAGGAGAGGUGAGUUAUACUUGCCUGACGCUGUCCCCCACGGGUGCCGCCAUCUUAUUUAGAACUCCACUCGCUACAUUAAUCAAGGGUCCAUGUCAGUGCUGUACUCUGGCACAUGCGCGUGAGUACAAAACUGAUGUCUGUAGGGGAUCCCGCAAGAGUCUCCAAAGAUAUUGUCUCGCACUCGGCAAGACAAUGUCUUUUUCCCACAGCUGUCUCUAGUGACGGGUAAGGUAAUUGAUCAAACUGGACAGCGGUAUCUCCACCUUUCCUUCAUGUUUUGUUAAGUGAAAGAAACGUACGCAAGACAAAAUAGCCCCUACAUUUUUUUAAUGAUAUUGUUGACGGUGUUUGAAUUUCAGAAAAAUUCCAAUCAAUGUAAAUAUUUUACAAAGAUUCUAUCUUUAUGGAAUACUCCGAUUUCUGGGGGUUGUCAGAGCGCUUGAAGUGCUGAAACAGCAUUGGUCACAGACUCCGUUCAGAGUGAUCACUGAUGCUGAAAGACCACAAAGCUCUAACCUCCCUCCUUCCCCCAACCACAUCCUAAGCACUAAAUUGAUUGAGCGAUUGGGGCACAGAUAUUAAUUCCAUCUUAACACUCCUCAAUCUGAUCAGUUCUCAGUCAUUUGCAAGACAGUGAUCAGAGUCUGUAAGUGAUGUUACAAAAGUGUCAAAACAGCAUUUUUAUCUAAUUAGGAUCUCCCAUUCAGUAACACUGCAAACUAUUAACACUGCUGCUGUCAAUGUGAUGAAUGCUGAAGCAGCAGGAUACAGGUGGACUGAUCUGUGACAUAUUUGUUACUUUUCUAUUGGCCACCUACAGUCUCGCUCUUUGCUAAGGAUUCUAAAUGGGGGAGAGGUGGGCGGCUAAUUAGGAAAUGCCAGAUUUUGUUUCUGACGUUCUCUGACCUUUUAACAGUAUGAGAACACUUGGCAGCUACCUCUUACUUUUUAAGGUACACAGUUUCCGAUUUGAAUAAUCUUUAUCGUUUUAAUUAUCCUUGUCUCCUUUUGAAUUAUCUUAUCUUUACCUCCCACAUCGAUGCAACUGAAAAUUAGCUUCUCUCAGUAAUUGGAGAUGUACAGGUAAAAAAAAUAAUUACAGUCUAUGCCAUCAUAACAAUCAGUUCUUUAUGGAUCCUCUUCCAAAAUGGAAAGUCCUACUGAACUAAAAACGACAUGACUCUAUAUAGAGGCAAAAAUUCUAAAUAAGCAGAAUAUUUAAUGUCUACAUCACCAAUUAGUAAAGAAUAAUUAAUGAAACAUUUGGCAUUUAAAGUGUUAAAGAAUGCUUGGGUUAAACAUGGAUUGUAAGAAGCAAAUGUUACUGCUGUAAAACUUGUUAAAUGGACACUGUCACUCUCAAUAGCUGUUUUCCCCUUUUUCACUCAUUUUAAAACGGGGCAUUCUAAUUGUUGAGAUGUAUAACUGUGAAGUUAAAUAACUCCCUCAAGACUCCCCGUCUGGUGUUUUUGUGAUCACAUCUCUUACUGGAGGGGGGGUUAGUCAUCAUUACUUGAAUGACCGUAAUUUGAAAUGUUUGGCGUCCCCGUGGCUCAGUAUUACCCUCUAAUGCAAGGUGAGGUUUAUUUAGAUGAGUUAAAAAAUAAAGCAUAACUCAUGUAUCAUUCUUUAUUUUGAUCAUUUAAAAAAAUAUAUAAUAAUUUUUUUAAAGUUUUUUGCAAAACAAAUACAAAAAGCAUGAAAUGAAGUUCAGUUUCACAGAUAAGCACCCCACCCUAUCCAUGACAGGAAAUAUGAUAAGAUUGACAGAUUAUUAAAGUCACCGUAAAGAGGAAGUUUUACCUUAAAUGAAAUAAUUAAAAUGAUAUCAAAAAAUAUGGAGGUGUCAUAAAGCACUUUUAUAAAAACACAAUUACUAGGUUUAGCUGAAAACCUAGUAUUUUUUACACAGCAGAGCAAUGAACACAUUAUGUUGCUAUAGGAAAGGGUUAAUUAAUUUUUUUUUCGGAUUUCUGAUUUGAGCGAGCAAACACAGAACACUCAGUUGGGUAGUUUAAUGUCUGGAGUUGCAAGUAUUUAUUUUAUUUUAAUUUUUUUAAAUACAUCUAUACAUUAAUGUGUAUGUUAGUAGAGUACUCCAAUAACAUUCAACUAUAUUUAAAAAAAUAAAAAAAACGAAACAGGUAUCAGUGUUUAAAAUAUAUCUAUAUUGCAACACACUGAUCUCCUGCAGUGAUUGGGUCGCAGCAAGAUGCGUUAAACACAUUCAGCAUAACAGAAUAAAUACGAGAUGAAUUCACUAGAUGUCAAACUGUAUAUAAUUAAAAGCCACUUUGCAAUGUUUAGGCUACUAGCCAAGCAGAUACUAUAUCUGUGCUGGAGAAUUGUUCCAAAUCAGUUAUUGUAACCUACAAUUUGUAUUUUGGUUUUACGGUUACUACAAUUCACUGUUUAGUGUAAAAACCCCUAUGUAAGUACGACCUUAACCGAUCCCAUUUAUUUACUGACAUUCACAUCAGAUUUAUAGCAAAAGAGCACAAUGGGAUACACAUAUUGCUCAUAACAUUCAUAAAAUAUAUCUAACUAAAAUGGGUUUUAAACUUAUUCCUAUUAAAGUGAGAUUUCAAACUGAAUUUGAAGUGAAUUUCAAAUUUAAGGCCUGAGUAGGGGAAUGGAAGGUAUAGCGCACUGAGAGAAUUUUUCCUGUUCGGCUAUUUUGCCCUUAAAUAUUAAAUUCGAUUUGAUAACCCUCACUAAGUCUUCCACCUGAAUAAAGUAAUUAAAUAUAAGAUAAAAUGUUCACUUUGUAGACUUACAUUGAGAAAGCUCAACAUUCUACCAGAUGAAUGUAGUGCCUGCCCCCCAGUCUUACGUAGAGAGAUUGCAGUAUUCUACUGUGUUAAAUGAGUAUUCACAGGGAAAUCACUUAUUGGCACACAUAUUAAAGGUUUACUCCAAGCACCAUAACCACUUCAGUGAUUUGAAGUGGUCAUGGUGCCUGAAGUCUGUAUGUGUAGCUUUUUGCUAAGGAAUGCUGCACAUGCUGAGUUUAAACUCCUCUUUUGUGGAGCCUUUCAAAUAAAUUUACAAGAAAACUGAGCAUCUCAUAAAAAAGUUAACACAAGUUAAAUGUGAUUUUUUUAAUAUUUGUUUUCAAUUGUAUAAAUUUCAAGAAGCGAUCACAAACAACAAAUGUCAAAAUGUUUGCCGCAUUUAUAUAAAUGUAUGUGACCAGUAUUCAUUUGUAUUGGCACAUUACGCAGCGGCGGUGGAUGACAGCGGUGGAGGUAUAUUAAAAAUACAUGUAAAAUAGGAGAAAGUCAUCAACUGAACGUGCUUGCUGGUUCUGCUAAUACUUUGUAGUUGAUUCAUUGAGAAGACUUAUCAGAGGGGAAAAGAUUUUUUAAAAAGAUAUACUUGCACAGAAUUGCAAAAAGAGAAACCGCUCUAAACCACAGACUGGAAGGAAUAUAGCUUUACUCACAGUUCCAUCGUCAGUGGCAACUUUACCCUGGGAAAUAAAUUUAUGGCAAGACAGGAGGCUUCAUAUUUGCUUUAUCUUUCUUUACUGAACCUCCCAGCAGCAAUGAAACAGUUAACAAUGAUGUAAAAAAGUUUGACCAAUCAGAGUGUAUAACAAUAUCAUGUAGUGUCAUCAAGCUCCUCCCAACUCCUCUUUCUUUGCUGCUUGCCUCCCAGGUGAGUCUAUUCCAAUUAUAUUGCUAUAAAGUAAUGUUUGUUGCCAUAUAUUGUAACAGUUUAUCUAUCAACGUUUGAUAUUUAUUUUCACCCAUGCUAGAUUUCCAAUAGAUGUGUCAGUUUUUUUCUUAGUUUUUUACUGUUAAAUUACAGUCUUCUUUUUGCUCUAUUGCACUUUUCUCUGUUUCAUAUCUUUUAUGCCUUUUUCUUAAUAAUUUGUGCACACUUGUGUCUAUUUCGAAUAUGUCUCUUUAAAUCCCCACCAGGAUGGUCAGGUAGACGACCAGCGUUUUUUUGCAGGGGUUUUCCUGCGAUCUUUAUUAUAUUAGUGGCCGUGGACUCUCUCCUCAGUAAGAGACCGCGGCCCACUUUACUCAUUCAAUUCACUUUUUUACUGUGGAUUUCCAAGAGUCCGCGGCUUGCUAUUUCGUGCCCUUUCGGCCUUUACCGCCCAUUCGCGUUUGCAUUUCUGACGUGUUUCCUUUCCCACCUCUUUGCUGGAUGACGACCAUUUUCCCGAAUGUUUUUUUCCUGCUUUUUUUUCGGAACACAACGGUCGGAAUUCUACUCUGAUGCAUUUUUGCACAUCGGCUUUGGUAAGUGCUGAUUUUCUAUUUAUUUUAGCACAAUUUACUGUGCUAGUAUUUUACUAGGUAUUUACUUAUUUUUCCCUUAUUUAUUUUUAUUUUAACAGAUUCCGAAAUUAACAGAUCACUGCUGUAAUCUUAUUUAAACAUAAUAAAGGAGGGCUUUUGUGGGUGACCCCCACUUACUUUUGUAUUUAUUCUGUCAUUUACUGUUACUCAGUUUAGGUGUACCAACACCCAUAGUUACAGGUGAAUUUCACCUUCAGGUUUAACAGUGGGAACCCCACUCUUUAUAUUUAAAAUUGUGGACAUACCCACUUUGUUUGAUUUCUUACAAGUGUUGACCCCACUUGUUACUAUUAUUUACUGUAAUUUUAGUGGCUAAUCCCAGUGACUAUUUGUGUUGCUGCCCUUACAACUAUCACUCAUCUCAUUUGGGUGAUCCCCAUUCAUUGCACAAUUCCCUAUAUUUUACUACUGUCAGUUUUACAUAUAAGACUAAACAUGUCUGAUAACACUGAGCCUGCCAUUUCGCAAGAACUUCGAGCAUGGCUCGUUUCUACUAUUGCAGAAUCUAUUCCCAAGGCGUUAGCAACCUUUCAUUACAAUUUUUUUACUGAAGUUAACCCCACUGCACGCUUGCUUUCUGAUUCAGAGGAUUCUCAGCCUUCGGAUCAGGAUGAAGUCACACGCAAGCGCAGGCAAGGGUAAGGCUCCUGCCAAGUUGUCUUUCACUCACCCUACCCACAAUACUUUAGACCCUCUAGAGGGCUCUUCAUCUAAUACAGGCAAUGUGGUGGAUGGUUACUACCUCGGCUAUUCUGACGAGGAGGCCCCUGAAAAUGCGCUACGGGACCCCUCGUCGGAGUUUGUCAAGGAGACAUUUAUUGCCAAGAGAGACCCAGAUUCUAGUAAUACUAAGCCCAAGGAGCCCAAUUCAGACAUCCUUCUGGAUGCUUCGGGCAUCCCCUUUUUUGACCCUAGGGUCAUCAAACACCUACGCUCAGCUGAAUGGGCCCCGUCUGACCACAUUACUAACUUUUACAAGAUGUAGCUGCGCAGGCCUCUAGAAAAGGAAAUAAGGGAAAUAAUGGCUAAACUUAGAGCCGAAUGACCUCGGCCAACUAUCCCGAAUAAAGUUUGACCCAAUGUUGGUGAUGUUCCUCACUAAAUCAGGCAAAGAGUAUUGAGCAGGGUGUGAAGGCAACUCAAGACAAGCUUCUAGACAUUGCUGGUCCCAUUACCCAGAUAUUUAUUUUAGCUGAUGAAGCUAUUAUUAGUGGAGAAUUUGAUCCACAUACAGUGUGGGAGUGGGCCCAGAGGGCUUUAUGCUUCUUGGGAAAUGCCAACGUGGCUAUCUCUACUGAGAGACGUAAGGCAGCACUAUAUAAAAUUGACGCUAGAUUAGCGGAUUUGAGUUCCCGAGAAUUGGAACCGGAAGCCAAUGGCUUAUUAUUUGGAGACUCUUUUAUGAGAGAUCUAUCUAAACAUGUAUCGGUAUUUACUACCUUAAAUAAAGCCCAAUCCUCCUUACUUUUCGUUCCCAGUCAAAAUGUUUUUCUGGGAAAGCUGGUCGUUACAGGGGCCGAGUGACCAGCAGAGCUGCCUUCACAGGCUACAGGCCUCAUCUCACAGAAAAUGAUUGGAAUUUGGGAACCACCAACAGAGGAUCCAUCCGGGGACGUGGAUCUGCUUCUCUACGCGGACGCACUGGUCCAGGUAAUAAACCUUCCUUUUUUCAAUGUACCAGGUCAUAGUUGGUCGACUAACCCAUUUUUUCCAACAGUGGGAAUUGCUUUCACCGAAUCUAUGGAUUCUACACACAGUCAAGGGUUUCAGAAUCGAUUUUUUUCCAUUCCGUUCCAGGACACACCACCUACACCAUUAUGGAUGUCUAUAACAGACAAUCUAGCAUUACAAACGGAGUUGAACAAACUGGUGGAAAAAGGAGCGAACGAAAGAUCGCCUUUCCCACAUACUUUUUCAGCAACAUAUUCCUGGUCCGCAAAAAGACAGGAGAUCUUCGCCCAAUUAUCAGUCUGAAAGGUCUGAAUCAACAUGUCUGAUAUCACCAUUUCAAGAUGGAAGGCAGGCAUCCAUCUUCUCAGGGACCUCCUUUGCGUGGUUCUCAAGGACGCAUACCUCACCGUCCCACAGGGCUUUCCUUCAGUUCCUCUAGCAAGGAGAAAUUCGGCAGUUCACAUGCCUUCCUUUCGGUCUUUGCUCGGCACCAUGGUGUUUCACAAAAUUAAUGAAACCAGUCAUGGCACUGCUCUGAUCGCAGGGGAUUCGUUCCAUUGUAUAUUUGGACGACAUUCUGAUCAUGGCUCAGAAUACAAAUCUUUUCCGUCAACAAACGGACAUGACAACUGCCUUGUUACAAAACCUAGGUUUUGUUAUCAAUUUUCAGAAAACGGAUCUGGAACCCUCUCAGACGGUUCAGUUCCUCGAAUUUCUAAUAGAUUCGACACAGGCGAUUUUACAAUUACCUUCCGCAAAGAUCAGACAUUUGGAGAUUGCUGUCAGCUCAACGGAUUCGCUUGCACGAUCUGGCAUAUACUAUCCAAGCUAUAUAUCUGGGAUCCUUACACUACCGAGCGUUGCACACAACAUGGAAGCCUGGAAUGGCAAAGCGAUAUUCAGACCGCACCCGGACUUCGUUCUGGAAUCCGAUGCCAGCCUCCUGGGGUGGGGCACAACGUGCUCAGAAAGGUCCACUGUGGGACUAUGGUCCACUUCAAAACAGGCUCUACACAUCAACUGCCUAGAACUAAUCACAGGAUCUUUUGCGAUCUGCAGUUUCUCAAAAGAUUUAUUAAAUUGUUCCCUGGUACUAUGCAUGGACAAUGUAUCAACAGUGCGUUAUGUGAAUCGAUUGGGAGGAUCCCAAUCCAAAUUGCUGUCCAACGUGUCCAAUUCUGUUUAGAGAGAAAUCUAUCCAUCCGGGUGGAAUAUCUUCCAGGCAUGGACAAUCUAGUCGCAGAUUGGUUCUCCCGCCAUUGGAGGGACGUCAGUGACUGGCAAUUAGAUCCCCUACUAUUUCAUCAAAUUCAUUAUCUUUGCGGACCCCUCAUGCUAGAUCUCUUUGCGUCUCAGUUGAACCGCCACACGGAGGCCUUUUUCAGCUGGCUCCCAGAUCCCCAAUCCUAGCCAGUCGAUGCAUUGCUACACCCUUGGCCAGAGAUGGGAGCUUAUGCGUUCCUGCCCUUUUCCAUGAUCCAACGCACCCUUUAUCGGGUCAAAGCUCUAGUAGUAACGAUAGUCCUUGUAAACCCAUUGUGAAGGGCCCAGAUUUGGUUCCCAUAUCUUCUAGAACUAUCAGUGAAUUACCCAAUUCUAUUGCCCCGAUUUCCAGUCAUCCUCAGGAACCCAGCAGGGGACUGUCAUUUGCUCGCUCUUCAAGAACGGCUCCAGCUUGUAGCUUGACCGGUUCAGGGGAUCUUGGAAUGUCUUGGGACUUUCUAAAACAGCUCAGGCUCUCCUAUAGGACUCCUGGACUCCAGGCACUAGGAGCGCUUACCUCUCUGCAUGGCAGACAUGGGUCAGCUCGUGUCUGGAAAGGGAUAUCGAUCCCUUUUCAGCACCUCUGACAGCCAUUCUAAAUUUUCUAUCUACCCUUUUUGAUCAAGGCAAAUCCUAUAGAACGAUUAAUGUGUUUCGAUCCACUAUUUCUGCAGCUCACAACUCUGUUGACAAUUCAUUGAUAGGGAAACAUCCCUCUGUUUGUAGACUUUUACAGGGUAUUCGCUUGGCUAGAUCCUAGUUGGGAUUGACCCCUCCUUUGGAGCACACUCAGUCAGAGGAGCAGCCACAUCCUCUGCCUUUCGUGCAGGCAGUUCCCUCUCGGACAUCUUAUCCUCUGCGGAUUGGUCCAGAGAGUCGACAUUUUGGACCUUCUAUUUUAAACCUAUGCUGCAUCUUCUAUCAUACAGGAGCGUUAAAACAGCAAAUAUGAAGCCUCCUGUCUUGCCAUAAAAUUAGGGAUUAUUCUAGCUUUAGUGAAAGAAUAAUCUAAAUUUUAUUAAUGACAGGAGGCAAAUUUUUUUAAAGGAGUGGAGGCUGGGUGAAAGUCUGAUUGAGGAGGGAAGGGAGUUCCACAGAAUAGGGGCAGCCCUGGAGAAGUCUUGAAGGCGAGCAUCAGAGGUGGGGAUCCGGGCAGAGGAUAGGCGUAGGUCUUGGGCUGAGCGCAGGGGUCUCGACGGGACAUACUUGUGUAUGAGGGAGGAUAGGUAUGUUGGAGCAGCAUUAUGUAGGGUUUUUUUUAAGCAAGCGCCAGAAUUUUGAAUUGGGCCCUAUAACACAGACGUUAUAUAUAGAUAUAUAUCCGCAUUUAAACCCAUUUUGUAAGAUGGAAUAAAAUGUAAUUGCAUAAUAUUGUGGAUGGUAUUAAUUAGGUCAAUGUAUAAAUAUUUAAGUUGUGUAUUUUUAUCGUUAAUUUGAAAAUAUACGAUGUUCACAUUAUCGUUGUAUAGUUAAGGAGGAUGUCACAGGGGAUGGUCCAUUCUCUGAGAAUUAAAUAUAAAGGGUAAUUAUAGACAUAUAUAAAACAAAUAUGUCAUUUAAGGAAUUUAACGUCAAAUAGCAGUACUGGAAAAGGUCUCUAAGUCAGCUGUGCUUUUAGUUUGGCCACUCUGGCCUUAAAUUUUACCUUCACUUUGAUUGCCCUUCAGAAUUCUCCUUUUAAUAAAUAAAUAGGUCUUUAAAUGUUUAAUAGACAGCGGUAGAGUGAUCUUUUUAAACUCAGGUCAAAAAUGAAAUGUGCUGUUUGAAAACUGAAAAAUGUGCAACAGACAGAGGUUUUCAAAACAAAUAAAAAACAAACCGUGGGACUUCCCCUCUUACCGUGCAGAUUUCCCUUAAUUUAUUUUGCAGAAAAUGAUUUUUCCAAAUGUGGUAAGGGUGCGAGUAAGCUAUAGUAAAAAGAUUAAAGGAUUAUCAACUUCACUACCAAGAAGUUUACAAAAAAAAAUAUCUCCAAGUAUUUUGGGUGUCCUGUGAAAUAAUGUUUAAAUGUAUUUUUCUUUUUUUAGUAUGCAUAGAGAACACAUUAUCUAAUGGAAACAAAAACAAACAUUUUGGUUGGACAAAACAAACUUUCAAAAAAUCGUUCACCAACAUAUAUACGCAUUGUUCAUUAUAAUAUAUAUUGUCACAUUGCUCAUACCAUAUCACCCUCAUUGCAGCCAUGUUGCUUCUUUGGACACACACACACACUAACACAUGCACACACAUACACACACUGGUACAUGCACACAUUUACACGUUUAUGCGCAUGCACACAUAUACACAGAUAUUUUAGACACUUGUAACGCUACUUUCAAUAUGGCAUACGCACACACACAAAAAAAUAUACAAAGUGUGAUACAGUAAACAAAAAUGAUAAUGCGCUGUGAUUAUAAUACACUCCAAGAUCAGGAUGGAUAGUGCGCUCAGAAGGUGCCUGCCCCAAUAUUGAUGGGCGGCUAAAUCCCUCCACUCUCCACUGGUAAUCCAAGUGGACCUAAUGUAAAAUGAGACUCCGGUGGGUAUAAGUUGUAUAAAUGUAUAAAUUUAUUAUAAAAAGGGGCCAUAUACAUUAGCCACCUAAGAUAAAACAAAAGGUCCUACACGUUUCGUUCCUGUGGUUGGGAACUUCCUCAGGGACCAGAUUCAAAUGAUACAGCAGUAAAACAAUCAAUGCAGAAAAAAAUCAUACAAUAUCCCCAGCCCCCCAUGAGUCUCUAUAAAUAGGGCUAAGCCCUCAGUUCAUUGGUGGAUCCUGUGGGUGUUACCAAUGAUCCUGUGGUCCUGUUCAGGUGUGGAGUGAGUAUUCUCUUUCCUCUUCGUCCGAAAUUGGCGCGGUGAGUUGGAACCAGAAACCGGAAGUGGCGCCCGUUCUGUACUUCCGCGUUCCAACAUCGUGUGCGUUCCAGCUUGGUUAAAGUGAGUGAGUUGGUGUAUUGCCACCUAAAGAUAGCCCAAUAUAGGGCAUGUUCUAGUGGUAAUAUAAACGUGCACAAGAUACAUAAUGACAAAUCUCCUAACGGAGAAAAAGGAUUAGUAUCACAUUUAAACAUUCAAACAUAUCCAUGUACAGCUUACUGAUACCUCGAAUGAAAUAUCAGUAUAGUUCUUUAUGAGUUAUUUUGUUUAGUUAAAAAAUAUUUUAGAAAUUAUUUUAACAAAAAUAUAAAGUGAUCAUCCUACUGGAAGAAAUUCUUUAUUUACUUAUUAGUGUUUUGGUGUACCAAUAUGUGGGGAGUUAUAAUCAAUAUUCAAUAUUAAGUGGCAUCUAUGGUGCACACCUUACAAAUUUACAUGUGAAAAUAUAACUGUGAAAUUUGUUCCUCAAACAAUUAUUAUAUAAACCUAUCUGGUUAAAUACAGAUAUCCUUAUUCUGAUUAAAUGGCUAACAAUCAUGCCAGUAUAUAUAUUAAAAGACCUCGAUGGGUCAUAAAAAACAAACGAGAUCUAUAUCAAUGUUGAGUCCCUUUGGGUGGAGGGUUUGAAGUUUGUGUAUCCAGAAUGUUUCUCGUUGUGCUAGUUUUUAAGUCUAUCACCACCUCUCCAGUGGGGUAGUACUCUCUUCUAUUCCUAUACACUUGAAAUUGGUAAAGGAAAACAAAGGGCAGGCAUUACAGUGAACAGGCACAGAAUGGUUUGUAAAAUUGUUUUUAAUAUUGUUUAGAUGUUCCAUUAGUCUUACUUUGAGGAUCUUUUUUGUGCGCCCGACAUAUUGUUUGCCACACGAACACUGUAGUAAAUAAACAACAUAGUCCAUGUGGCAUCCUAUGUCUGAUUUAAUAUUAAACCUAUCACCCGUGAUAAAGCUGGAGAAAGAGUGGGUUCUGGAUAUUAAGCCGGUGGUGCAGGUUUUGCAUGUAUUACAUCCUCUGAAAAUUCCCAGCUGAUUGGGAGCAUUUGUCAACGUGGGCUUAAGGGCAUAGCUAGGAGCUAGCAUGUUCUUAAGAUUUUUAUUCCUUUUGUAAAUAACUCUAGGUUGAUUCGAUAAUGUUGUUCCGAAAAUUGGGUCCUGUAAUAGAAUUGGCCAUUAUUGUUGUAAACUCUUUUUUAUUCUCCUAUGGUCAGUGUUGCAUUGUGUUAUAAAUACAGUGGUAAAAUUUUCAUUGGCGGUUUUGACCAAGGGUUUAUGCCUCAAUAAUUGGUUCCUGUCUAUCUGUUUUGCUAACCAAAUUUCCCUUUCUAAGGUAUUUUUCUUAUAACCUUUCUCUACCAGUUUCUUUUGGACAUGUGUAGACUGAAUUUGAAAAUCCUGGCUGUUAGAGCAAUUGCGCCUCAGACGUGUAAAUUGGCUCUUCGCAAUGCCCCUCAGCCAGGGUUUGUGAUGGCAACUGCGCUGAUGGACGAACCCAUUCCCAUCUGUGGGUUUGAAGAAGCACUUAGUUCUGAUUUCUCCCCGGUCUAGGAACAAGGUCAGGUCUAAAAAAUUGAUCUUGUUCCUAUUCUAGACCAGGGUAAAAACCAGAUUGUAUGAAUAAGAGUUAAGAAAAUUAACAAAGUCCCGAAAUAUAGACAGUGAACCCUUCCAAAUUAUAAUAACGUCGUCUAUAUAAUGCCGCCAGACCACCAGGUUCUCCCUCCAGUCAUGGCCAGACCACACAAACAGGUCCUCCCAUCGCCUCAUGUAGGUAUUGUCAUAACUGGGGGCGAACCUGGUGCCCAUGGAAGUCCCAGUGAUCUGUAAAUAAAAUUCUCCAUUAAAAUGAAAAUAAUUGUGUUUCAAAAUAAAAUGAACUGAGGUCAAAAUUAAUUGUUUAAGAUCUACUGACACAUUUUUUUCUUGAGUCAUGAAAUGGUCUAGUGCCUCCACCCCCAAUCUAUGGUUGAUGACGGUUUACAGGGAUGUUAUGUCUAAGGGGGCCCAGCUAUAUUCCGCAUGCCACUCUAUAGACUCCAUCUCUUGUAAAAAGGAUUUGUGUCCUUGAUGUAGGACAGGGCCUCUUGAGCAUAUUUUUGUAAGAAGGAGUCUGCAAAAGCUGACAGAUUAGCAGUGAGCGAAUUUACAGCCCUAUUUAUAGAGACUCAUGGGGGGGAUAUUGUAUGAUUUUUUUUUUUGUAUUGAUUUUUUUACUGCUGUAUCAUUUGAAUAUGGUCCCUGAGGAAGUCCCCAAACAGGAACGAAACACUUAGGACCUUUUGUUUUAUCUUGGGUGGCUAAUGUAUAUGGCCCCUUUUUUAUAAUAAAUUUAUACAACUUAUACCCACCGGAGUCUCAUUUUACAUUCGGUCCACUUGGAAUACCAGUGGAGAGUGGAGGGAUUUAGCCGCCCAUCAAUAUCGGAGCUGGCACCUUUUGAGUGCACUAUCCAUCCUGAUCUUGUGAGUGUAUUAUAAUCACAGCAUAGAAACAUAGAAUGUGACGGCAGAUAAGAACCAUUCAGCCCAUCUAGUCUGCCCAAUUUUCUAAAUACUUUCAUUAGUCCCUGGCCUAAUAUUAUAGUUAGGAUAACCUUAUGCUAUGCUUAUGAUGCAGCGCAUUAUCAUUUUUGUUUACUGUAUCACACUAUGUAUAUUUUUUUGUUCCUAAUUUAGAUUUUAUACAGCUGUAUGUCAGAAUCUUUUGUAUAUCUGUAUAUGUUGUAAAAGGUCGGGAACUGGGUCACGACCUUGAGAGGCUGUUUGGUUCGAAACUUCAGAUAAGUAUAUUUUGAUACUUAUGCACUAUAUUCAUCAUAUUUAAUUGUAUUUUGUGGCACUGCAUCUAUAUUUUUUACAUACACAAGUGCAUGCAGACAGACACAUACACUGUCACACACAAACUGCCAGAAACAUAUACACAUACAUAUGCAGACUGACACACGCUGUUUGAAACACACAAAACACACACGCAUUUACUCUGGUGGCGAUAGUGUGUUGUAACUCCUGACAGCAGCCAUCAAAAAGGCUCCAAGCACAUGCCGCUUACCUGCUCUGCUGUGAUGGGAAGUGUAGCUCCCUAGCAGCCUCAGCCACCCUCCCAUUACCUUCUUCUCUGAGAGGGAGGUGGCUGUUCCAUUGUUCAGCCCAGUACAGCAGCUCCAAUGCUCCCUGUAAAUACAGGGAGAGGGAAAAGAGCUGUGCCAGUCGUCCCCCAAUUAGUGGAUAAAGAGGAACUCUCGUAGGUCCUGUUUGAUUUGAGGUUGAACAAGGUGGAAAUGACUGACCUCAAGCAUGAAAAUACAUGGAUUAUUUGACUGACAAUCCAGUAACAGUCAAUUAUUUCAUUUCAUAAUCAAAUAUACCAGCUAAUAUAAAUCCAGCAAGGAUGUGAUACAUUGCCUGUGUUUGGUGCUAAACAAGUUUGAUCACAGGGCUAUGGAGUUAAGUACUUAUUCAAGUUCAAUGUGCAAUCUAUACUUCAUAUCAGCUAAGGCUGUGCAAUUCUGUUAUAUAUAAUGUACUAUCAUGUCUUACACAGUAUCUCACAAAAGUGAGUACACCCCUCACAUUUUUGUAAACAUUUUUUUGUAUCUUUUCAUGUGACAAAACUGAAGAACUGACACUCUGCUACAAUGUAAAGUAGUAAGUGUACAGCCUGUACAAAAGUGUCAAUAUUUUGUGUGGCCACAAUUAUUUUCCAGUACUGCCUUAACCCUCAUGGGCAUGGAGUUCACCAGAGCUUCACAGGUUUCCACUGGAGUCCUCUUCCACUCCUCCAUGAUGACAUCACGGAGCUGGUGGAUGUUAGAGACCUUGCGCUCCCCCACCUUCCGUUUGAGGAUGCCCCACAGAUGCUUAACAGGGUUUAGGUCUGGAGAAAUGCUUGGCCAGUCCAUCACCUUUACCUUCAGCUUCUUUAGCAAGGCAGUGGUCGUCUUGGAGGUGUGUUUGGGGUCGUUAUCAUGUUGGUAUACUGCCCUGCGGCCCAGUCUCCAAAGGGAGGGAAUUAUUCUUGGCUUCAGGAUGUCACAGUAAAUGUUGGCACUCAUUGUUUCCUCAAUGAACUGUUGCUCCCCAGUGCCGGCAGCACUCAUGCAGGCCCAGACCAUGACACUCCCACCACCAUGCUCGUUGCUGCCACACACGCUUGACACCAUCUGAACCAAAUAAGCUUAUCUUGGACUCAUUGGACCACAGGACUUGGUUCCAGUAAUCCAUGUCCUUAGUCUGCUUGUCGUCAGCAAACUUCUGGGAUGACAGCCAUGCAGACCAAUUUGAUGCAGGCCCAAUUUGGACAUUUCCACUUAGGGCGGUACUCACUUUUGUUGCCAACGGUUUAGACAUUAAUGGCUGUGUGUUGAGUUAUUUUGAGGGGACAGCAAAUUACACUGAUAUACAGGCUGUACACUUACUACUUUACAUUAUAGCAGAGUGUCAUUUCUUUAGUGUUGUCACAUGAAAAGAUAUAAUAAAAUAUUUACAAAAAUGUGAGGAGUGUACUCACUUUUGUGAGAUAUUGUUCAUGUACAAUAAACAUAUUAUAUAAUUAAAUUAUUGACUUUUUAGCUAUGAUAUUUUCAGAGCAAAAUUACCUUAAAGGUACACCCCAAGCUAGUGCCAGCAUCAGUUAGGGAGUUUCCAUAGCAACUACAGCAGCCAUUUCUGUUCUUUCUUAUCGGUCAAUUAUUUGGCAUAGAAUGGAUGCUGACGAUUUAACUGAGAGGUUGGAGAAAGACCUAUUUUUAAAUACAUUUUCUUCCAAUCUGUGCAUUUUCUGCGAAUCUGUUAGCACAACAUAUAUACACUAAAUUGGAUGCUCUUUAAAAAGACUAUAAGUACUUUGAGGCUUGACAGGAACCCUUUGAUCCUACAGUAAUUGCCCACAUUUGUUUUUUUUUUUUGUUUUUUUAAGGUAAAAAGAGUUCAAAUGAAGAGCCACGAAGAUGCCUUUCUCAGGGAGCACAUGCUCUGUGUUUUAAAUAGAAAUAUGCAACUCGAGCAACAGGUAUGUGACAAUUUGUAUGUUUAGUUUUGUGUAUAUUUAGCAUAUCACAGGACAGUAUGCUCUGUGUGUAGAAUUAAAUUGCCUAGGCUUGCCUAUUGAAUGUGAAUUUAAUUAUGUGUACUUACUGCACUUUUAUUUUCUGAUUACCCACUUCUGAGACAAAUUGAACAUCAGACUUGGUAUUGUUAGCAACAAUGUAACCAGAGAUGCUUCUGAUACAUCUAUGUGUCCAUAUAACAUAGGGCCAAAACAUGGCUACAAACUGAACUCUUAAAAGGGAACUGUAGUGUCAGGAACACAAACGUGUAUUCCUGACACUACUGUUCUAAAACCACCAUUAAAUUGGUUGGCCUCUCCUUAACUGUGGUUAGAAUUUACUCACGUUUGGCUCUGCCCUGCCUCGUUAGCUGAGAUUAUCAGAAUUAAUGAUCUCAGCAAAUUUACCAUGCUUUCCCAUAGGAAAACAUUGGAUUGGCUGAGACUGUCAAUUCUGAUGAUCUCAGCCAAUGAGGUGGGGCAGAGUCAAACGCUGCCCUGGCCAAUCAGCAUCUCCUCAUAGAGAUGCAUUGAAUCAAUGCAUCUCUGUGAGGAAAGUUCAGUGUCUCCAUGCCAUGCGUGGAGACAGUGAACGUCAGUGCUGCUCUGAGGAGUGGCCACUGAAGGUGUCCCUAGUCAGUGUUUACAUUAAAAGGCCUACAGGGACUUACUAUACUCACCAGAGCAGCUACAAUAGGUACUGUCCAUUUAAAGGGGACUACAGUGGGGAAAACUUAUAAGGAAAAUCCUAUUCAUAUAAAAUAAAUACAAAUAUUAGAAUAUUGGAAGCAUUAAUAUUGGCUAAGUAACGUAAAUUUAUGUAGAUCAUCAUAAAUCAUCACUCAAUCACAUGCAAAUGUUUGGUUGAGUUAACUAGUUUCAAUUAUGAGUUGUAAUAACAGGCACAGCAAUAUUUGCAUCUGAUUCCUGUUGGUCUCUGCGUAAUACAGCCUCUGUUAGUCAUUUUCCAUGCUGGAACAUGUCACACGGUGCUACUACACGUGUGACUUACAAAACAUUUUCCAAACUCACAUUAGAAAAUAAAAAUGAUACAAGUUGGGUGAUUAAUUGAUUAAAUCUGAGAAUGUGCACUAAAUGCUUUGGGUCUCCAGGAUAAAAAAAAGAAGCAUUAUAAAUGAAAAUUCAAUAAAAACAUUUUUUAAAGUGUCUGAAUUCUGGGUGUGAAAAUUAAGUGAAUUUGUUGUGGAGUUGGCAGGAAAUGCCAGCAAAGGUAACAGGAAGCAGAGUUACCCACACAAACUAUUUUCUAAGUGUAUCUAAUAGAAGUGUAUUUUCCCCACUGAGCUGCACUGCUUAGCACACAGUACUAACUAGGCAAAUAUAGCACAAUUAAAAAUAAAUACAUUUAAAACUAUUUGCCUCCUAGAAAAGUUGGGCUCCUUCAAUUGCAUUGUUUAUAACAUUAGUUUAAGGUUCUAAAUUAGGCUCUAGCCCUCUAAUUUCUGCACGGAUAUUCUCUUUGAGCUGAUUAGGUGUAUGCAGUUUGUUCACGUACGCCCGCUCCGUCAGAUACCCCCAUAGGAUGUAAUCGGGAGCUGAAAGAUCUAGUGAACGUGGCUGCCAAUUAAUCGGGGAAUUUCUCAAAAUGAUACACUCGCCGAACAGUUAUCUCAGGAAGUAGAUUGUGGCCCUGGCUAUAUGGUUAUUGUUUCCAUCCUGCUGAAACAGCAUUUCAGGGCAAUUUUCCUUUUUGCUUCAAAAUAAUGGACUUGCCAUUUUGAAAAUAAAAUUCCACUACUUCAUAUAUUUUUACUCGUUCCUACAUGAAAUUACCCAUGAUGAAUCUCACAAGACUUUGUUAUAAUAUGUACCUGCAAAAAGAAAAAUGAACUACUAACAAAUAAGUUAUUUACCUGUCAAGUUUUGGCCCACCCUAUAAAUGGCUAAUUGGGCCCAAUUUGGACAUUUCCAUUUAGUGGGGGUGUACUCACUUUUGUUGUCAACGGUUUAGACAUUAAUGGCUGUGUGUUAAGUUAUUUUGAGGGGACAGCAAAUUUACACUGUUAUACAGGCUGUACACUUACUCCUUUACAUUGUAGCAGAGUGUCAGUUCUUCAGUGUUGUCACAUGAAAUAUAGAAUAAAAUAUUUACAAAAAUGUGAGGGGUGAACUCACUUUUGUGAGAUACUGUGUGUGUGUAUCUAUAUAUAUAUUGGACUUUUCCUUUAAGGAGAAUGGACAUGCCACUGCAAGCUAUUUUCCUUGGGGUUACAUUUUUAUAAACUCAUAUAAAAUGUGUCUUUAUUAUAGUUAAUUCUUUUUUUUUUUUUUUUAACUCCCAAACGUACAAAACCACAACCAUUGCCUUGUACAGUCUCACUCCUGCUAUUCGGUCUUUUACAUAUUUUUUCCACUUAUCUUUUCAGCACGGCCGCUGUGGUAGCUAAAUAUGCACUGCGCUCAUCUUUUUUUGGGGGUUUUUUUUUUUUAUGUGUGUUUUCCCAGAUGCAGGAUUUAAAACAAAAUUUGGAAUUAAAAGAAAAUAAAAUCCAGAAGCUGUUUGAGACGGUUAAAAGGUGUGAAAAAGAAUGCAAACAAUUUGCACAUGGUGCAAACGGGGUCAAUCUCUCCAGCACGCAGGUGAGACAAGGGCUUGUAUCUUGAAAUACAAACUUACUAAAAGCAAUUUGAAUCAAUUGAAUUUUCAAAUCACCAUUAUUCACUGUUUAGUAAACAAGCCACUCAUGAACAAAUAGGUAAAAUAUGAUUGCCAGAACAAACUGUUCUUUUCAAGACUUACCUAAAUGCCUCAUCCUGUGCGGCCCUUUAUGAAAAGAUCACUUUUGAAUAUUCACAAUUACUUAUAUUUUUUUACUUUAUCUAUAAAGAGCCAUCACAGGGCAUGUUCGAGGUGCGCUCUUAAUGGACAGAUUUAAAAAACAACCUAAAUUCUGCACAUGCCCAAUUGCCAUUAACAGCUUAUCCAGUCAUAAUUAACAUUUAUAAACUGCCAACAAAUUCUACAGCACUGUACGUUUAUUAUCAGUGUAUCAGUCUGUGCUGUAGUGUAAGAAAGGGGGCAGAAAUUAUAGCACUGCAGUGCUGCACGGUGUGUGUUUACUAUUUAUAGGGAAAUUACCAAGUUAACCCUUUCCCAUAGUGAAAUAACGUCAGUAAACAUUCACUAUCUUACCAGUGGCAAUAUAUAUAUAUUUUUAUUAUUUUGACAAUUAUCUAGUGGGGCGCUGCCCUUAAUGCCCCUAUGGACAAGCCCUUUUGAAAAAAAUUAAGUUCCUUAAUUUCGAAAAGAUCUCAUUGUUUAUGAUUUGGAUGAAAUUUGCUAAUUCAGAGUCAGACUUUAACAGCAAACUCUUGUGGGUAGUUUUCCAGCACCCAGUUGUGGGUCAGACUAUACCAGCUUUAAUAGCCAGUGUUGCAGCCACCAGUCAGAAUAGUUAUACACUAUAUAGGACAUUCUUAUACAGGCACUGGGUGCAGAUUGUCUUCCUUUUAACUUUAGUAAAAACAAACCACCAACUCCCAAUGGAUUAAGGUACUUUUUAAUUAUUUUUUUUCUUUCUUUACACAUUUUUUUAAAGCAAAUUUCACUUUUGCUAUUUUAAUAUAUUUUGCUAUUAGACUCUUGCUACUUACAUUGACAAAGUUGCAUGGCUGGAGAACCAGGUGCUAGAGGUGGUGCAGCUGGUUAGCCAGGAGCAGAGCCGACUGGAUCUACGACCAUUGAUUGAGAACCUGGAAUGCACCAACCAGAAACUAAUCUCCAUGGAAAAUUACAAAAGUCGUUUAGGUAUGUUCCAUACAUGUUCUUACUGAAACUGAGUAAGAUUUGGCCCUCCAGCUGUGAUAGCUAAAAAAACUAAAAACAUUUGUCAGAGACCAUCAUGGAAAGCAUAACCUACAAGAGGUUGUCUGGCAAGCUUUAUCGAUCACGAAAAUUUCCACUCACCCACUAUCUAUUGUUGAGUGAAAAUUCAGAUCUGAGCACGGAUGUAUGGUAUCUUGUUCAGGAAUAAUAUUUUCUUAAAACUGAUGAGCAAUUGAGAUUAUUAUUAAAGGGUUACUCCAACCAAAAACUGUGUUUUAAGAUCACAUUGUUCCUAUACUCGUCCCCUUAAAACUAACCUCCAGUCCAGCCCUAAAGCCAAGUUCUCCCUCAUUUCAAACUUUCUCCAGUGAUGUCACUCCCACUAGCUAGAGGGGGACAGCUGUCAGGGACGGCAUGCUGAAGGGAUGCUAUGGGCAGCGUGGAGGAGGGCUGUGCUGCCAUUGGCUGUCUGUAGAUGCAAAACAUGCACAGAACUGAUAUAAGCCAGCCCGUAACUCUUGUUCUGGGCUAGCUAAUGUCACCCCAAUGACCGUAUCAGGGGUGGAGUUACAUCUCUGGCAGCAGAAACGCUGCACAUACACGCUCGAAGCACCAUGACCACUUCCAAUUAGAGAAGUGGCCAUGGUAGUUGGAAUAACCCUUUAAGGUUUUGCUUGCUCCAUGAGAAAUGUGCCAGGAAUCCAUCAAAUGCCAAUAUUUGUAUCUACUGUAUUGCGAUGGGUUAUUAUCAAUGUCGGAAACACAGAUUUAUAGAAGAGAAAUCCAGGCACUCUCAGGAUACAAAAAGGCAAAUUUAUUUAACCCACUGCAACGUUUCGACCUACACGGUCUUUGUCAAGCUUGACAAAGACCGUGUAGGUCGAAACGUUGCAGUGGGUUAAAUAAAUUUGCCUUUUUGUAUCCUGAGAGUGCCUGGAUUUCUCUUCUAUUUUUCCUCAUCAAAAACUUGGUUCCUGGUACUGGGACUGGUGUGGUGCACCUGGUACAUUUCAAAUGGGUUUGAGUGCAGUUCCAAAUUCCUGCUACAUUAUAUUGGAAACACAGAUUUAGUGAUUUUGUACCAACAAACUUUAUUUUUGGUUUAAUUUCAGUGUUCACAUUACCUUUUUUUAUUUUAGAUCAUUUUUUCUGAGUAUCAUUAAAUUACUCAAGUUUGAACCAUUCACCAGAUAAUGUCUGGGUAAUUAACUUUUUCCCCACUCCCCUAUGUCUCCGACUCUGGGGUCCCAUCAAAUGCAUUUUUGUCAUUCUCAUGUUAAGGAAACCACGUGUCCGUAACCCAGUCCCACUUUAUGUCCUUCAGAUAACCUGGAGAGCCAGUCAGGCAAACACGACAUGCAGAUAAAUAUCCAAAAGACACAGCUGAACAUGAAUGAGGAGAGGUUCAAGCUUUUGGAAGGCUCCUCCUACAACGGCAGACUUAUCUGGAAAAUCACAGACUACGAGCGAAAGAAAAAGGAAGCUAUUGAGGGGCGCAUUGUUUCCAUUUACAGCCAUCACUUUUACACCAGCAGGUGCGGUUACCGUCUAUGCGCAAGGGCAUAUCUAAAUGGGGAUGGGUCAGGAAAAGGAGGGUAUUUAUCUUUGUACUUUGUGGUGAUGAAAGGAGAGUUCGACUCUCUCCUGCCCUGGCCUUUCAAACAAAAGGUGACAAUGAUGCUGCUUGAUCAAAGCGGGAAGAGAAACCAUAUAGUUGAUGUUUUCAAAGCAGAUCCAAACAGCAGCAGCUUCAAGAGACCAGAAGGAGAGAUGAACAUUGCCUCCGGAUGUCCACGAUUCGUGUCUCACCCCCAACUGGAGAACCCCAAAAAUGGCUGCUACCUCAAAGACAACACGUUGUUUAUUAAAGUUGCUGUGGAUUUAACUGACCUGGAAGAAUUAUGAAGAAUACAUUUUUAAUUUUCAUAUAUUUAUAUAUAAUAUAUAUCUAUAUAACAUUUCUUUUUUUAUUUUUUAGUUUCUUUUGUUAAUUAUGGCAAUAUUUGCACAGCUCACAUGACACAUGUACAAAUUACCUUUUAUGCAAUUUUUUUGACCUGUUACUGUAAAUUAUGAAUAAGAAACAAUGCUGAUUAAUAUAUAUUUUUUUUCUUAGAUAUUUCAGUGGUUAGUGCUCCAGCUAUAUCAUAUUUACUACCUGUUGAAACCGCAGAUUUGAUUCCCAGCAGGGUAAAUUCAUACCCUAGUUUUUCUGAGGUUGCUAAAUAAGUACCAGUUAGUUGAGUAAUAAUCAUAACAUAAGUAUCAGGGCUUUAUCCUAAUGUGUAACUUUUUAGUAUUACUAUAUUUGAAAAGAAUACAAAUAUACAACUCAUUCAACUAAAUUUGAGCCUGGUGUGCCAGUUAGUUCUGGCCAGAGUGUAAGGACUCCAUAUCAAAUCCCAGCAACAGCCAUGUACUAUUCACUCACUGAGAGCUCUUGGGUCUCUUCCUAUAGAUAGUGUGGUUUUCUGGAAACCCACAAAGAAACAAGAUAGGCCUGUGGAGUGGCAUCUCAACUUUACCAACCCUAUGGGCUGUUGGAGACUUCUUGGCCAGUAGAUGUUCUGAGCCCUAUAAAUAAUGUCCACCAUAAGAUACCUAGUUAUCUGGACCUUUUAUUGAAUAUAUGAUAGUCCCAUAAGGGCUGCUGUGCACUUGUAUAACAUGUUAUGGCCCCCAUAAGGGUCUUAAGGGUCUUAAGAGAUGGUCCUGGGUCCAUUAUGGUUUAGUCCCAUUAGGGAUUAAUUUCUGUGAAAAAUAAUGUACCAUGACCAUACCUCCUUGGACCAAAAGUGACCUCCACUCCCUGAGUGGCAAUGGAGCUUCGAGCCACUCUCCAAAAUAUUGCAAAAAUGGAAAGGAACCACACUCAAUUCACUUAAGACAGUGUGCUUAACUGAACCAAGGGCCAGAACAAGCUCAGAAGAUAAUCAAUACCAGUAUUAGAAAAAUGGUCCAGGUACUCCAAUGUCUUCAGGCACCUUUGUUAGAACAUGUGGAACAUUGCAACAUUUUGACUCCCAAUGGAGUCUUUCCAAAGUAUGGAUUUUGACACUUUUAGCAGCAUUUCACGUAGUAUACAAAAGAAUAAUAAAUUUGCCAUUACCUGCUUUUCAACAAUGGAUUAUAAAGAAAAC